AUGGCUGAGCAGCACUUCCUCUUUGGGGUCUGGAUCAACCGCACUAUUGCUGCUAAAAUUGGAGAUAUUCCUCACUUGAAUAAUUCUACAACACUCGUGGACCCGUCAGUUUAUGGUUAUGGAGUGCAGAAACGGCCCCUUGAUGAUGGAGGUCUCCGUGUAAGUGGGCUCCAUGGAGCACAGAUAAGAGAUACAGAGAGAAUAGGUAACCAGUUAGGGGCCCUGGUACAUCAAAGGGCUGUAAUAACAGAAGAUUUCAAAGUGCCUGAUAAAAUGGUUGGAUUUAUAAUCGGCAGGGGAGGUGAGCAGAUCUCACGGAUUCAGAUCGAGUCUGGCUGCAAAAUUCAAAUUGCUCCAGACAGUGGUGGGAUGCCUGAGAGGCCCUGUGUGCUCACCGGGACGCCAGAGAGCAUUGAACAAGCAAAACGGCUACUGGGGCAGAUUGUAGAUCGCUGUCGGAACGGACCUGGUUUUCACAACGAUGUUGAUGGCAACAGUACGAUUCAGGAGAUUUUGAUCCCGGCAUCCAAAGUGGGUCUAGUCAUCGGCAAAGGAGGUGAAACAAUAAAACAGUUGCAGGAGCGAACAGGUGUGAAAAUGAUUAUGAUCCAAGAUGGUCCAAUGCCUACUGGAGCAGAUAAACCUCUCCGUAUUACUGGAGAUGCAUUUAAAGUACAGCAAGCAAGGGAAAUGGUACUGGAGAUCAUCCGAGAGAAAGAUCAGGCAGACUUCCGAGGCGUACGCAAUGAUUUCAGUUCUAGAAUGGGAGGAGGCAGCAUAGAGGUCUCUGUGCCCAGGUUUGCUGUUGGAAUUGUAAUAGGAAGAAAUGGAGAAAUGAUCAAAAAGAUUCAGAAUGAUGCUGGAGUUAGGAUUCAAUUUAAACCAGAUGAUGGGAUUAGUCCUGAAAGAGUCGCACAGGUCAUGGGGCUUCCUGAUAGGUGUCAACAUGCAGCACACAUCAUCAGUGAGCUUAUUCUUACAGCACAGGAACGAGAUGGCUUUGGAAGUUUGGCUGUAGCCCGGGGAAGAGGUCGUGGCCGUGGGGACUGGAGUGUUGGAACACCUGGGGGCAUGCAGGAAAUAACCUACACGGUGCCAGCUGACAAGUGUGGUCUCGUUAUAGGCAAAGGUGGUGAGAACAUCAAAAGCAUAAAUCAGCAGUCAGGAGCUCACGUGGAGCUCCAGAGAAACCCACCUCCAAACACAGACCCUGGUGUACGAAUAUUCACAAUCAGAGGAGUUCCCCAGCAGAUUGAACUCGCUAGACAUCUCAUAGAUGAGAAAGUUGGUGGUACCAGCAUGGGUGGACCUGGAGGAUUUGGUCAGAGUCCGUUCAACCAAGCACCCACUACACCUCAUCAAAAUGGUCCUCAGGCGUUCAUGACGCAGGGUUGGGGCAGUACCUACCAGACGUGGCAGCAGCCUGGACAGCAAGUCCCAAAUCACAAUGGUACCCAGUCAGGCCAGGUGGAAUUCACCAAGGCAUGGGAAGAUUAUUAUAAGAAACUAGGCCAACAGAGCCAGCAGCAGAACAGCCAUCCCGAUUACAGCAAAGCAUGGGAGGAAUAUUACAAAAAACAGAGUCAUGCUGCCAGCGCUGCUUCUCAGGCAAGCUCCCAGCCGGACUACACGAUGGCCUGGGCAGAGUAUUACAGACAGCAGGCUGCCUACUAUGGGCAGACACUAGGGCAGGCGCAGGCCCACAGCCAGGAGCAGUAGAACAACGUCCUCGUGGCCAUCGUCGCUGUUUGGUUUCUCCCUCGGAAUCAUUGUGGAAGAAAACCUUUUUGUAACAGAGGUUUCUAGAUUUGCAACGUUUUGAUGAAGACUUUUCUGUUUGUUUGUGAAACACUAGCUGUAGGAUAAUCCAUACUGAACUUUUCUAAGAAUCAGGAGCAAUUAGUAACGUACUAAACUUACGGACAUGCUGGUAAUUUUGUUUCUAAAUUUGUACAAAACGGCAAAAA
Messenger RNA from Meleagris gallopavo (turkey), 1967 nucleotides. NCBI's taxonomy places the organism in Eukaryota, Metazoa, Chordata, Aves, Galliformes, Phasianidae. The record is from RefSeq and is a predicted model, not a curated record.